AUGGAGAAGCUUCAUUCAAAAGUCGCACCUCUUGAGGCUCCUGCCUCCAAGUGGAACAAAAAACAGGCCCUUCGGCAUAUAAUCAUGCAUAUCGCUGCGGUAACCGCAGUUGUGCUCCUCAUUUUACGGGUCGCAAAAUCAACCAAACCCUCAUCUCCUGAGCACCACUAUCAUACGAGUACUUGCUCCAAGAACGUGCUGUCUGCUUUUCAAGAUGCCGAGCAUAGCACUGUCACCAUCAAUACCAAUCCUCUGGAUCCAUUCGAGAAUGCAAAGCUCUCAGCAAUCAACAAGACUGCAUACGAAUGUUGGCAAUUCGAUGCCGUAUCUCCCGAAGGCACCCAGGGUGUAGGAAUCUACUUCUGCAGAGACCCUGCAUUCCUUGGACUUCACAAGGGGGUAACAAUGCUGGAGUUUAUGGCUACCUGGGCCAAUGGUACGGAAUACAAUACGGUCCUCUUCGCUAAUCAGUCCACCAUCGAAACUUGCGAUGAAUAUACCACUGGGAAAUGGACCGGCCAGGGUUUGGAUUUGGAAUUCAAGAUCACAAAGUAUUUGACCCAGGCUGAGAUCUUCCUUUCAUCGCCCCAGAUUUCGGGAUAUCUCACGCUGCAUUCGACAUCACCUGCUCAUUAUCCAGAUGGCACUCUGUAUCCUUCGUUUGAUGCAUCUGUUUCUCUCGCACCACAUUACAAUGUAGGUUACCCUCUUUCCUCAUCAUAUCCUGUUGAAAUGCUAAGUACUCACCUAGUGGGUUGAUCCAUUCCCCUCAGCCAGAGCAAACGCACACCUCAAAAUCAACAAUGAAAACUUCGAGAUCUCCCACGGCUCCGGGGGCCACGAUCACAUCUUCGCCGCCUUCCAAUGGGCCCAAAUAGCCAAGUAUUGGUACUCAAUGCGCUUCGUUACAGGUCCUUACACACUUCGAUACUACGAAUACCAGUCCCGCGUCGAUGGGAAAUACUACGUUUCUGCAUACCUCUCGGAGUAUGGCAGACAAAUAUUUUCCACCACCUACGGACCCGAGAACACUUCUGGAAAAUUCGCUGUUUUGAGACCAUAUGAGGUAUGACGCCCUCUUUUUAUUUUUGACUUUCUUUCGCGAGGUUGCUUUACUGACGAAUGUUUUUGAAAGGGCGCGGGAAUUCACGGUGCUCACAGUGACCAAAGUACCGGAUGGGAGGUAUCUCUUGUGGAUGUCGAAGCGGAUCAGGAAUGGUAUUUCAUUGAGAAGCACAGAAACAUUUUGUAUCAAGGUCCUCCUUCCUCGAAAGAUCAGAGGAUCGAGUACGACAGAUUUGUGGGCACGACUACGGGGGGUAGUUCUGGUGGGGAGCAGUACCAGGGUGUUGCGAUUGGAGAGCAGGUCGCCAUUAGAGAUCCCUCGUAA
This is a messenger RNA of Hymenoscyphus albidus, 1390 nucleotides long. Lineage: Eukaryota; Fungi; Ascomycota; Leotiomycetes; Helotiales; Helotiaceae. The record is from the annotation of a GenBank genome assembly.